Messenger RNA from Nematolebias whitei (Rio pearlfish), 352 nucleotides. It is a transcript of the gene ift20, whose product is annotated as intraflagellar transport 20 homolog (Chlamydomonas). The record is from RefSeq and is a predicted model, not a curated record. Gene Ontology annotation, cellular component: Golgi apparatus; centrosome; cilium. Lineage: Eukaryota; Metazoa; Chordata; Actinopteri; Cyprinodontiformes; Rivulidae. Gene Ontology annotation, biological process: intraciliary transport; protein localization to cilium; centrosome localization.
UCACAACACUAACGGCUCAAACAGGCCUUGGGGCCAUGGCUAAAGACCCAUUAGCCGAGGCAGGCUUUUAUUUUGAUGAGCUCAACAAGCUGAGGGUUUUGGAGCCUGAUGUCAGCCAGAAGACAUCAGAGCUGAAGGAGGAGUGCAAAGAAUUUGUGGACAAAAUUGGACAGUUUCAGAAGAUCGUAGGUGGCCUAAUUGAGCUGGUGGAUGGCCUGGCAAAAGAAGCCGAGACAGAGAAGAUGAAGGCAAUUGGAGCCAGGAACUUGUUGAAGUCUGUGGCGAAACAAAGAGAGGCCCAACAGCAGCAGCUUCAAACUCUUAUUGCUGAGAAGAAGAUGCAGCUCGAGAG